This is a messenger RNA of Manduca sexta (tobacco hornworm), 3815 nucleotides long. RefSeq names its product DNA-directed RNA polymerase II subunit RPB2 (gene RpII140). The transcript has a single exon. The record is from RefSeq and is a predicted model, not a curated record. Gene Ontology annotation, biological process: DNA-templated transcription. Gene Ontology annotation, molecular function: DNA binding; DNA-directed RNA polymerase activity; ribonucleoside binding. Lineage: Eukaryota; Metazoa; Arthropoda; Insecta; Lepidoptera; Sphingidae. Bases 193 to 3723 code for a protein of 1176 amino acids. Gene Ontology annotation, cellular component: RNA polymerase II, core complex.
UACCUACCGUAGCGCCAUUUUGUUUUAUCUUGUCGACAGGUUAGUUGGCAAGAGUCUCAAUCAAUCGCACAUCAAAUAAUAUAUAAAUACUAAAUAGCCAGGUUAAAAUUUGUAGAAACCUGAAUGAAGAAAACAAUGCUCGUGGCAUAAAUAAAUAAAUAGUUCGUUACCGUUUUAAAUUUUAAAUCCACUAUGUACGACAUAGAAGAUGAUCAAUAUGAAGAGGAAGAUGUUGAAGAAAUUUCCUCUGAGUUAUGGCAAGAAGCGUGCUGGAUUGUUAUUAACGCAUAUUUUGAUGAGAAAGGUUUGGUACGGCAACAGUUGGACAGUUUUGAUGAGUUCAUUCAAAUGUCCGUACAGCGUAUAGUCGAAGAUUCACCGCCUAUAGAACUUCAAGCAGAAGCGCAACACUCGUCUGGCGAAAUUGAAAUACCACCUAAAUACCUUUUGAAGUUUGAUCAGAUUUAUCUUUCCAAACCUACACAUUGGGAAAAAGAUGGUGCACCAUCUCCCAUGAUGCCUAACGAGGCGCGUCUACGUAACUUGACAUAUUCUGCCCCGCUUUAUGUAGAUAUCACUAAAACAAUUGUCAAAGAGCAUGAGGAUCCUAUUGAAACACAACAUCAAAAGACCUUUAUUGGUAAAAUUCCUAUAAUGUUGAGAUCAACAUACUGUCUCUUGAACAGUUUGACUGACAGAGAUCUGUCUGAACUUAAUGAAUGCCCUCUUGACCCUGGUGGCUAUUUCAUUAUCAAUGGGUCUGAAAAAGUGCUGAUUGCUCAAGAGAAAAUGGCUACAAAUACUGUAUAUGUAUUUAGUAUGAAAGACGGGAAGUUUGCUUACAAAACUGAAAUCAGAUCUUGUUUAGAACAUAGCUCCAGACCCACAUCCACUCUUUGGGUCAAUAUGAUGGCUCGUGGUGGGCAGAGUAUAAAAAAAUCUGCAAUCGGACAAAGAAUUAUUGCUAUUGUCCCAUAUGUCAAACAGGAAAUUCCUAUUAUGAUUGUAUUCAGAGCCCUGGGUUUUGUAGCUGAUAGAGACAUAUUGGAACACAUUAUUUAUGACUUUGAUGAUCCUGAAAUGAUGGAAAUGGUAAAGCCAUCACUUGACGAAGCUUUUGUGAUUCAAGAACAAAAUGUGGCUCUCAAUUUCAUUGGUGCCCGUGGUGCCCGUCCAGGCGUAACUAAAGAAAAGCGUAUCAAAUAUGCUAGAGAAAUUCUACAAAAAGAAAUGUUACCACAUGUUGGUGUUUCCGAUUUUUGUGAAACUAAGAAAGCUUACUUUUUAGGCUAUAUGGUACACAGGCUACUGCUAGCGGCUUUAGGUCGCCGUGAAUUAGAUGACAGAGAUCACUAUGGUAACAAAAGACUAGAUCUGGCAGGUCUUCUGUUGGCAUUUUUGUUUAGAGGAUUAUUCAAAAAUCUAUUAAAAGAAGUCAGAAUGUAUGCUCAGAAAUUCAUUGAUAGGGGAAAAGACUUCAAUCUUGAACUGGCCAUAAAAACCAGAAUUAUUACUGAUGGCUUACGUUACUCAUUAGCUACAGGAAAUUGGGGUGAUCAAAAGAAAGCUCAUCAAGCCCGAGCGGGUGUAUCACAAGUAUUGAACAGAUUGACCUUCGCUUCAACUUUAUCACAUUUAAGACGUGUUAACUCACCUAUUGGACGUGAUGGCAAGUUAGCUAAGCCUCGUCAGUUGCAUAACACAUUGUGGGGUAUGAUUUGCCCAGCUGAAACACCUGAGGGAGCUGCUGUCGGACUAGUGAAAAACUUAGCCCUAAUGGCCUAUAUUUCAGUUGGUAGCCAACCGUCUCCAAUUUUAGAGUUCUUGGAAGAGUGGUCCAUGGAAAACUUGGAGGAAAUUGCACCAUCUGCUAUUGCUGAUGCGACAAAAAUAUUUGUGAAUGGUUGCUGGGUAGGGAUCCACAGAGACCCUGAGCAACUAAUGGCAACCUUACGUAAACUGAGACGUCAGAUGGACAUCAUUGUAUCUGAAGUCAGCAUGAUUCGUGACAUAAGAGACAGAGAAAUAAGAAUUUAUACAGAUGCAGGUAGAAUUUGUCGUCCAUUGCUCAUUGUAGAAAAUGGAGCAUUGCUAUUGAAGAAAAAACAUAUUGAUCAUCUUAAGGAAAGAGACUACAACAACUAUAGGUGGCAAAACUUAGUUGCCAGUGGUGUGGUUGAGUAUAUUGAUACUCUUGAAGAAGAAACAGUGAUGAUUGCAAUGAGUCCAGAUGAUUUGGCUCAAGUUAAAGAAUAUGCAUAUUGUACAACAUACACACAUUGUGAGAUCCACCCUGCUAUGAUUCUAGGAGUUUGUGCUUCAAUUAUCCCAUUCCCUGAUCACAACCAAAGUCCCAGGAACACCUAUCAAAGUGCUAUGGGUAAGCAAGCUAUGGGAGUUUAUAUUACCAACUUCCAUGUAAGAAUGGACACACUGGCUCAUGUGCUGUACUAUCCACACAAACCAUUGGUCACAACAAGAUCUAUGGAGUAUCUAAGAUUCCGAGAACUGCCAGCUGGCAUUAAUUCAAUCGUCGCUAUUUUAUGUUAUACUGGUUACAAUCAGGAAGACAGUGUCAUUUUGAAUGCUUCUGCUGUGGAGAGAGGUUUCUUCAGAUCAGUGUUCUACCGAUCAUAUAAAGAUACAGAAUCGAAACGAAUUGGGGACCAAGAGGAGCAAUUUGAGAAACCAACAAGACAGACCUGCCAAGGUAUGAGAAAUGCUUUAUAUGACAAAUUAGAUGAGGAUGGUAUUAUUGCUCCUGGUAUAAGAGUAUCAGGUGACGACGUAGUUAUCGGGAAAACAAUAACAUUACCCGAGCAUGACGAUGAACUGGAAGGCACAACUCGGCGCUUUACCAAGCGAGAUGCAUCCACAUUCUUGCGAAACAGUGAAACCGGUAUUGUGGAUCAAGUCAUGUUGACGCUAAACAGUGAAGGAUACAAAUUCUGCAAAAUUCGUGUGCGAUCAGUGCGUAUUCCGCAAAUCGGUGACAAAUUCGCUUCGCGUCACGGACAGAAAGGAACGUGUGGUAUUCAGUACCGACAAGAAGACAUGCCUUUCACUUGCGAAGGACUCACACCAGAUAUUAUUAUUAACCCACACGCCAUUCCAUCCCGUAUGACAAUUGGUCACUUGAUUGAAUGUAUUCAAGGCAAAGUGUCUUCAAACAAAGGAGAAAUUGGUGAUGCCACGCCAUUUAAUGAUGCUGUAAAUGUGCAGAAAAUUUCAUCAUUGUUGCAAGAGUAUGGAUACCAUCUGCGUGGUAAUGAAGUGAUGUAUAAUGGACACACUGGAAGGAAGAUAAACGCUCAGGUUUUCUUGGGUCCCACAUAUUACCAACGUUUGAAACACAUGGUAGAUGAUAAAAUCCACUCGAGAGCUAGAGGCCCAGUGCAAAUUCUAGUUCGUCAACCUAUGGAGGGUAGAGCUAGAGAUGGAGGGUUACGUUUUGGUGAAAUGGAACGUGAUUGUCAAAUAGCUCACGGAGCUGCACAAUUUUUGCGCGAGCGGCUGUUUGAAGUAUCCGAUCCAUACCGUAUUCACGUUUGUAAUUUCUGCGGUUUGAUUGCCAUCGCCAACCUACGUAACAACACCUUCGAAUGCAAAGGAUGCAAGAAUAAAACUCAAAUUUCACAAGUGCGCCUGCCAUACGCUGCAAAAUUACUGUUCCAGGAACUUAUGUCAAUGAAUAUAGCUCCUAGAUUAAUGGUUGUCAACUAGCAUAGAUACAUAAUUACAUAUUUGUGACUUUAAUUUCAUUAGGUUUAAUAUGUAACUCUUAUACUUUAUCAAUAAAAACAUGUAAAACGUUU